Lachancea nothofagi CBS 11611 is the source of this 1980-nucleotide messenger RNA. The record is from the annotation of a GenBank genome assembly. Lineage: Eukaryota; Fungi; Ascomycota; Saccharomycetes; Saccharomycetales; Saccharomycetaceae.
AUGUCUGAGAAACGCAAUCUCGAUAUUGAAGCAGGUCAUGAACCCUUGCAGGUCUCUAAGAAGCAAGAUUCGCGUGGUAUUGCUCACAUUAAACCAGAAUUUAUUGUCACGACCAGUGCCACCUCUAGCACAAACACUUAUGCCCCUCAGCAGGAAGAACCUGUCUCCGACCGUAUGGCUACUGGGAACAGUGGAGGCAAGAAAAAUAAGCAGAAGAAAAGAGGCCAAAACAAAAGCCGCAAUAUUAUCCAGAUAAAAGAGCAGUACCAAUUGUGUUCAAAGCUAGUAUUGGGCUCCGAAAACGGCCAAACCUGUUCCUUUGGAGAACAAUGCCGUUACGUGCAUGACAUAAACGAAUACCUGCAGCACAAAAAGCCAGAAAUCAAGAUCGAACAAUUUCAGAUCUGUCCUGUUUUCGAGACGCUUGGUCAUUGUCCUAUGGGGUUCAAAUGUAGGUUCUUAGCUUCACACUACGACCCAGAAGCUAAGAGUCUGCAACGCAAACCUGAGGAGGAAAUAAAGAAACUUUACGACGUAAACCACGAGGUUAAUUGUAUUACUCCCGACAAGAAGUUGGAUCUCAUCAAGAAAAGAUUUUCUUUUGAGAAGAGCGAUUAUAUACUUGAGAUUAUUGAUGCGAUUCAGCAGGAGUACAGAGACGGAUUGAAUGAGCUCAAUCAACGUGAAAAGGCUAGCAAAACUGGCGAAGACGAAACCACUGAGGCUGGAGAAGAGAAGCCUAAAGCGCCACAGGUUCUACAAAGAGAGCAAGAACUGCGAGAAAAGAGACAACGUCAAAAAGAUCUAUAUCUAGAGUUUAAGGAUACCAGAUAUUUCUCUCAAGAGAAAAAGCCCUUGGAUCUUAACAAUAAGAAAAUCGUCUCGCCAUUGACCACUGUGGGCAAUUUACCUUAUCGUCGUUUGAUGCGCAAGCUUGGUGCAGACGUCACAUAUUCUGAGAUGGCUCUUGCCGUACCUUUGAUUCAAGGCACAAACUCAGAGUGGGCUUUGCCUAAGGCCCAUAUUAGCGAAAUCCCUGGGUUCGGAGUGCAAAUAGCGUGUGCCAAAGCGUGGCAGGCGGCUAAAGCUGCAGAAGCAUUGACAUCUCAUGUUCAAGAUUUGAGUGAAAUCAAUUUGAAUUCAGGCUGUCCAAUCGAUCUACUAUACAGACAAGGAUCAGGGAGUGCACUCUUGGACAACCCUGCGAGAAUGAUUAGGUGUUUGAACAGUAUGAGUUACGUAUCUGGGGACGUACCUGUUACCGUCAAGAUUCGCACAGGUACCAAGGAUGGCCAUCCAAUGGCAGAGGGUUUGGUCCGUCGUCUAGUCAAUGAGACCGACGUUGCGGCGAUCACCUUGCAUGGGCGUACGAGACAGCAGCGGUAUACUAGAAGUGCAGACUGGGAUUAUGUUAAAAAAGUCUCAGCCACUUUGAGAGAAGCAGAGUCCGAAGUUGAGGAGAAACAGAAAGACAAAAGAGAAUCCAAGCUACGUAUUCAAUUUGUUGGUAACGGUGACGUCAACAACUUUGAGGACUGGUAUAAGUAUAUGGAGGACAAAAAUAUGGACAGUGUCAUGGUUGCAAGAGGAGCUUUGGUGAAGCCAUGGAUUUUUGAGGAAAUAGAAGCUCAGCAACAUUUGGACAAAAGCAGUCAAGAAAGAUUGGAAAUACUGAAGGACUAUGCAAGAUUUGCAAUGGAUCACUGGGGAACCGAUGAAUAUGGUAUUUCUCAAAGUCGUCGCUUCUUUUGUGAGUUCAUGUCCUUUUUCCAUAGGUAUGUGCCUUUGGGAAUAUGCGAGAGAUUUCCCGUUUUGCUCAACGAAAGACCACCAAAUUGGAAGGGCAGAGACGAUUUAGAGACUUUAAUGGGGAGUACCGACGCAAAUGAUUGGAUAAAAUUGAGUGAAAUGUUCUUCGGCAAGAUGGAUGAAAAUUUUGUGUUUUUGCCCAAGCACAAAAGCAACUCGUAUUCCAAUUAA